Molecule: messenger RNA, 867 nt
Organism: Paramecium tetraurelia
Lineage: Eukaryota; Ciliophora; Oligohymenophorea; Peniculida; Parameciidae
Exons: 3
Biological process (GO): regulation of DNA-templated transcription
Cellular component (GO): nucleus
Source: RefSeq, a predicted model, not a curated record
GUCCUAUCGAAACUGUGAUACUAUAUUCACUGAGUCCUAAGAAACAAAUAAGAACCUAAAUUUAUGUACUCCACCAAUUAAGAAAAUAUUCUAGAGUAAUGAGAUAACAUUUCCAUCAACUUUUCACUAAAGCAACUUUUAAACUCCAUAAACAAAAAAUAUUUCUGUAUGCAAUUCAGAACAAAAACCCUUUUUAAAGUUCUCAUCACAGAAUUCAAUCGGAAAUAUUAAUAACUUAGCAUAAAAUUUGUUUAAAACCAAUGCUAGCAAUUAAAAAUAAGAGUAUGUAUCAUAUAUCACUUAUAAUCACAAUACGAUAAAGAAUUAUAUUUUAAAUUCAAAUAUCAUAUUCAAAAUAUAAACUUAAUAAAAUUUAUUUUAUUAAUUAAAUUUUAUUAUAGGAUUGAAGAAGCUAAGCCUUGCAAUUGUAAGAAAAGUAAAUGCCUGAAAUUAUAUUGCGAUUGUUUUGCAGCUGGUAAAUUAUGCUCCUCAAAGUGCAAUUGUUGUGGUUGUUUUAAUAACAGUUCAAAUCUAUUAGAGAGAAAUCAAUUUAUUGAGAAAAUGGUAGAAAGGAAUCCAGAAGCAUUCAAUUAGAAGGUCAAAGAAGUUGAUUACAAAUUGGCACAUUCUAAAGGAUGCAAUUGCAGAAAGAGUGGUUGCAAAAAGAAAUAUUGUGAAUGUUACUAAUUGGGUAUAGAGUGUUCAGACAAUUGUAAAUGUGAUGGAUGCUAAAAUUGUUCCUCAAACAAAUUGGUGAAAAUCUUCACUUAAUAAGACAUUUCACAAAUUUCCAGAUAACUUAAAUAGUUAAGUCAACCAUUUUGAAAUAAUAUUAAUAAAAACUAUAAUAUUAUACAUAAUUCACUC